This is a messenger RNA of Enhydra lutris kenyoni (northern sea otter), 2107 nucleotides long. Its product is annotated as serpin family I member 1. The coding region runs from base 545 to 1777 and encodes 410 amino acids. Gene Ontology annotation, molecular function: serine-type endopeptidase inhibitor activity. The transcript is spliced from 9 exons. Gene Ontology annotation, biological process: negative regulation of endopeptidase activity. Lineage: Eukaryota; Metazoa; Chordata; Mammalia; Carnivora; Mustelidae. The record is from RefSeq and is a predicted model, not a curated record.
GGAAGCACCGGGGGAAUCGCUGGCGUAGAGAGAGGGAGCGGUGCGGGGAUGCGUCCUGGCCGGAGGAGCAGCUUCCCUGAAAGUGGACCAGCCCCAGGCACACCAGGCGGCCAGACCUGAGGGUCGUCAGGAAGGGAUAGUGUGAGCCUGGGUUUCUGGAGGCGGCGCGCGGGCGUGAUAGGAGGCAGCUGCAGGUGUGGGGCCACUGACUGAGAAGAGAGGAGUUCCCAGGGGAAGGGAAGCGGCAGAACAACUGCAGAAGUGCAGGGAGCGGGAAGGUACUAGGGCAGCAGCUUCCCGCCGCCACCAGCCGGGGCAGCAGCAGGAACAGCAGGGGGAGGAGCAACAGCUGCUGAAUUCUCCAACUAGAGGAGGGGGAGGCGGAGCUUGGGUCCCUGUGGCAGCCGGAGGCGCAGUCUGGACUCUAGUUUCCCGGGAGAGAGGAGAGCUGGAGCACGAGCGGAGCGGAGCGCAGUCCUCCGAGCAUCAGCUCCAGCAUCCCGCCAGGGGUUGCAGGUGUGUGGGAGGCUUGAGCUCUCCCAACAUGGUUUUCCUUAGACUCUUCUCUUUGCUGAUUCUACAAAGUCUGGCUUUAGGGGCCACUUUCCCUGAUGAAACCAUUGCUGAGUUGUCAGUGAAUAUGUAUAACCAUCUUCGAGCCACUGGGGAAGAUGAAAAUAUUCUUUUCUCUCCAUUGAGUGUUACCUUCACUAUAGGAAUGAUGGAACUUGGGGCCCAAGGGUCUACCCUGAAAGAAAUCCGUCAUUCAAUGGGAUAUGAUAGCCUAAAAAAUGGUGAUGAAUUUUCCUUCUUGAAGGAUUUUUCUAACAUGGUCACUGCUAAAGAGAGCCAGUAUGUGAUGAAAAUUGCCAACUCCCUCUUUGUGCAAAAUGGAUUUCAUGUCAAUGAGGAAUUUUUGCAAAUGCUGAAAAAGUACUUUAAAGCAGAAGUAAAUCAUGUGGACUUCAGUCAAAAUAUAGCUGUGGCCAACCAUAUCAAUAAGUGGGUGGAGAAUAACACAAAUAGUCUGUUGAAGGAUUUGGUAUCCCCCAGGGAUUUUGAUGCCAGCACUCAUUUGGCCCUCAUCAAUGCUGUCUAUUUCAAGGGGAGCUGGAAGUCACAAUUUAGACCUGAAAAUACUAGAACCUUUUCCUUCACCAAAGAUGAUGAAAGUGAAGUCCAAAUUCCAAUGAUGUAUCAACAAGGGGAAUUUUAUUAUGGAGAAUUUAGUGAUGGUUCCAAUGAAGCUGGGGGUAUCUACCAAGUCCUAGAAAUACCCUAUGAGGGAGAGGAGAUAAGUAUGAUGCUGGUAUUGUCCAGGCAGGAAGUUCCACUGGCCACUCUGGAGCCAUUGGUCAAAGCACAACUGAUUGAAGAAUGGGCAAACUCUGUGAAGAAACAAAAAGUGGAAGUGUACCUGCCCAGGUUCACCGUGGAACAGGAAAUUGAUUUAAAAGAUGUUUUGAAGGCUCUUGGAAUAACUGAAGUUUUCAUCAAAAAUGCAAAUUUGACAGCUUUGUCUGAUAAUAAGGAGAUUUUCCUUUCCAAAGCAAUUCACAAGUCCUUCCUCGAGGUUAAUGAAGAAGGCUCAGAAGCUGCUGCAACCUCAGGAAUGAUUGCAAUUAGUAGGAUGGCUGUGCUGUAUCCGCAAGUUAUUGUCGACCAUCCAUUUUUCUUUCUUAUCAGGAACAGGAGAACAGGUACGGUCUUGUUCAUGGGACGAGUCAUGCAUCCUGAAACAAUGAACACAAGUGGACAUGAUUUUGAGGAACUUUAAAUCAUUUCAUAUGCAAAAUAGUAACUAAACGUGUUAUGUUUGCAACUGGUGUAUUUAAGAUUUGUGUCUUACAGUGUAUCUUAUGAUAAUAUUUAAAAAUAGUUCCAGAUAAAACAAUGUAUGUAAAUUAUAAGCCAACUUGUCAAGGAAUGUUAUCAGUAUCAUUGAGGUAAUAGUCCUAUGGUGUCAUUGUGUCUAUUGUGCUGGUAUUUAAAAUAAAAGUACAUAUUGAUCAUGUGAACAACUCUGUUUUCAUUUCACAAGUUGUACUAUAAGGAUACUUCUAGGUAAACUUUGGAAAUGGUGAUUUUUGGGACAUCGUAAAUCUUU